Messenger RNA from Chlamydomonas reinhardtii, 2150 nucleotides. RefSeq lists its product as uncharacterized. The transcript is spliced from 3 exons. The record is from RefSeq and is a predicted model, not a curated record. Bases 498 to 1322 code for a protein of 274 amino acids. Lineage: Eukaryota; Viridiplantae; Chlorophyta; Chlorophyceae; Chlamydomonadales; Chlamydomonadaceae.
AGACACGCACUGGGCGCUAGAAAGCGACCGUGGUUUGACGCGGUCCUCAGAAUGUGCCUUUAAAAGACUGGCCCAGGCCCGGGGACACGACUUCCCUGUGACACUUCAGUGGUCACAUAGCUUCCAAAAAACUAUUAUCAAACACAACCUCCUAUAUCAAGGCCACGCCCCUUCCAGUUCUAACAUACAUUCGUUGACGUGGCACACAAAUGCUUCGCGGCUUUCGCCACACAGGGCGUUCAUUGGUUAGGAGUGGGCGAGAAGCGCCCGUAGCCUGCCCCCUUAGGGCUAUACGCAGCCAGGGGUCGCGGCGACCCGCGCUGAAUGGUGCCGCGCCUUUGCCACCUUCUUCCUCGCGCCCGCUGUCCACACCUCCUCAGUACGCUCCUAGCUACGUUGGUGUGGUGGAAAAGGUGGUCGAAGCCGAGGAGCUGCUCCCACUGCCGGCCCAGGAGUCACCUGCCGAUGACCCUUCGUUGGCCAACCCGCUCCAGCGGAUGGAGCGGUUAUCAACCGGAUGGUUCGGUGUCAUCAUGGAGUUUGAGGGCGUCGUGGUGGAGACUUCGGAGGAGACACACCGGCAAGCGUGGCUUCAGGUUGCUGACGAGUUCCGCUUUCGCAAGCCGCUCGGUCAGAGCCUUCGCCGGAUAAAGGGCGUGCGCGACGAGGUUGUGGUGUCCCGCAUCUUCGGCUGGACGCACAACCCUAGCGUUGCCCGGCAAGUUGCGCAGCGGAAAGCUGAGCUGUAUGAGACCCUCAUGGGCGGACGUCAGCUCGCAGCCAUGCUGGAGACGCGGCCGUUUCUGGAGACGCUGAAGCGGUACAGCAUCCCCGUUGCUCUGGCAACGCCGCUCAGCGAGUCCAAAGUGAAGGAUGGCCUGCAGCGGCACAACCUUGCACAAUACUUCGACGCGGUGGUGACGGCGGAGGACAGCGGCUCAGCGGAGGUGGAGUUCUACUACGCCUACGCAGCAAGCAAGAUCCAGCGCCCACCCAUCCGCUGCGUCGUCGUGGGGGAGUCCAAUACCAGCGUUGAGGCGGCGCACGAGCUGGGCAUGAAGUGCGUGGUCGUGACAGGCACGAACCCCGUGUUCGACUUCACGGGUGCAGACCUGGUGGUGCGCAACCUGUCGCAACUGUCAUUCAUGAACAUGAAGCGCCUGUUUGCGGAGGAGAGCCUUGUGGAGUCCAAGCUGAACCCGCUGGAGGAGCCAGGGCGCAACCAGGCGGACGACAUUGAUGAUGAGGACGAUUACGCGGAUGACGACGAUGAGGGGUUCCAGCCCAUGCGCGGAGCGAUGGCGUUUGGUGGGCGGUGGUAAGCGAUGCCUGGUGGGCACGGACGGGCCAUGCAGAGCGAACGCAUGCACGCAUGGCGCAGUGCGGUGUAAUGAUAGCAUUUGGCGUACGGACGUAAUAUUUGAUCGUUGAUCGGUUCGGUUGCACUCGAGUUCUUUGGUUUGGACAGCGUGGGAAGGUAGGCUAGGUGACAUAUCGUUCGGCUCUCAACGAUGGCUGGAACGGAGCGUUAUGUUUGUGAUUACGUCCUCUCUAGCAGUCAGGCUGCCGCCUGCUUGCUCUGAGCCGCACACUUGCGGCGCAGGGCAGGUAUUUGCCAUGGCCGGUUGUGGGCGUAGCUUGAUUGUCGCGGCAAGCUGGUGCAUAAGCACAAAUCAUCCUUUCAAUGCCUCCACAUGCAAUGUCUCCCCAUGCGAAGAUUACGGGAAUGUUGGGGCUACACAAGUUGGUGCAGAGCAUGGGUGGAACGCGUGUACAUUUGUUCUUUGGUGCGUGUUGCGGCGCCUCUCUGUUGAGAGGUGGUCCAUUGGUUGGUUCAUCAUGGUCGAGAGCCUUAGAGUAGGCAUGCGAACGCGAGGUAAGAAGGCGCUGCAUCCCGUACCGGUAUCGGGUACGGAUGCCUGGCUGUACCAUAAAGGGGCGAGCCAUCAUGGCACGCCGCGCUGUAUCAUUAUCCCAAUUAUUCUUUCUACAAACUUGGAUGGCGCAUGUGGGACUGAAGCGAGGUCGCACGUGACGAUGCGGCUGGCAGAAAGCAGUUGGAGAAGCAGAGUGGAUUGAGUCCAUCGCCUGCGUCAGAACGUUGCGCAAGCGAUUGACGGAAAGUUCUCACAAUGUAAUGUUUGAUCCUC